Saccostrea cuccullata (small rock oyster) is the source of this 3002-nucleotide messenger RNA. Its product is annotated as serine/threonine-protein kinase TBK1-like. Gene Ontology annotation, cellular component: cytoplasm. The transcript has 16 exons. Gene Ontology annotation, molecular function: ATP binding; protein serine/threonine kinase activity. NCBI's taxonomy places the organism in Eukaryota, Metazoa, Mollusca, Bivalvia, Ostreida, Ostreidae. Gene Ontology annotation, biological process: peptidyl-serine phosphorylation. Bases 28 to 2193 code for a protein of 721 amino acids. The record is from RefSeq and is a predicted model, not a curated record.
AUUACGUCCCGUAACUAUGUUUUGGCGAUGGAGUACUGUGACGGGGGCAGCCUGUAUUCCAUGUUAGAUCAGCCCAGGUACUUCUACGGCCUCCCCGAAGAAGAGUUCCUGAUUGUGCUAUAUGACAUCGCAUCAGGGAUGAAGUACCUAAGGCAGGAGGACAUCAUUCACAGAGAUAUUAAACCUGGCAACAUCAUGAGAAAGAUUGAUGAAAACGGGAGAUCAAUCUACAAGCUGACAGACUUUGGAGCAGCCAGAAAGCUAGAAGAAGAGGAAACAUUUACAUCUAUAUAUGGAACAGAAGAAUAUUUAGAUCCCAACAUGUAUGAGCGUGCUGUUUUGCGGCGACAGAUAAGUCAGGACUUUGGAGCCGUGGUAGACCUGUGGAGUCUGGGGGUGACAAUCUACCACACGGCCACGGGGCACCUGCCAUUUCAACCGUACGGGGGGAGAAAAAAUACAGAAACAAUGUAUAUGAUCACCACGCAGAAGGCCCCGGGAGUGAUAUCUGGGAUACAGAGGACAGAGAACGGAGAGAUCGAAUGGAAGACGGACCUACCACGCACCUGUCUACUGUCUCCAUUUCUGAAGUCAAUCGUGACCCCCAUUAUGUCUGGUUUAUUGGAGAGUAAUACUACACUGAGAUGGACCUUUGAGAAGUUUUUUGAGACAGUCCAGUCACUUAGAGAGAUGAUCACUAUCAAGCUGUUCAACUGUUCAUCAGGGUCCAACAACAAAAUGUACAUCAAUAAAACCGAUAGGUUUGCUAAGUGUCAGGAGCUGAUCGCCAAGGAGACGGAGAUAGCAGCCAGUGAACAGCUGAUUCUGUACCAUAACCGGGAAAUCAGCGAGGUCAUUGACAUGACGGCAGAAAUCCAGAACUGGCCGAAGAAUGUACUGCACGGCCAGCUGUAUCUGUAUCAGAGAGAAAGGCUGGAUCAGCAAAAACUUAGUCUGCCUGAAAUACCGCCCAUUCCCCAGUUCUUCAGCAGUACCCCUAUUUCGUAUGAUAAGGAUGCCUACGUGGCCCAUAAGACGUGUGCAAUCGCUCACCUUACUGUGCAGUACGUCACCCUGUCUAUUCAGGAACAGGAACUCAUGCAGCUGGCCGAAAUAUCACUGAGAGACUACAUAUUCCGUUUGACCAGCCACAUUAACAACGCCAUUCCAGACAUGAUGCGGUUACUGGAGGAACACAGUAAGAGACAGAACAUGUACUACAAGACAUACACUUCUUUCCUCGAUCACCUGGACGUUUUACUACCUCUACUGAGAGAGAACCAUGAAAUGUCCGCCAUCAUUAGGGAUAAAUACCAGAAGAUACAGAACACUGUGUCCGAUGUUAAUCCUAGAGAGGUGCUGAAAAAGGCGGAGAAUCGAUCAGAAGAAUGUAAGGUGUACAUGGACGUCCUGAUGAACAAGAUCUACGAGCAGGAGAAAGAGGCCAUUAGUCACUGUGUGGGCUGUUUGGAGGAGGAAAACUGCACUCAGAAAGCUGAGCACCUGUGUAGGAAGAUAGAGGAGAUCUCGACGGCCUUCACCAAAGACAGGAAACAGAAAACACUGUGUCCAGAAGAGGAAUACGUUCACGAGUCAGACAGAAUCCGGAUACAGGACCUGUGUGUUCAGCUGGUCUCUCUGCUUCAAGGUCACUGUCUGAGGAAUCUGUCCAGAACGUACAGUGUAGUGGGCAAGCAGAUAGGAUUACUGCUGAAGAAUGUUCAGAGAACAAAGAAGGUUGAACAGAAUAUCGCUUCUGUCAGCGAUUGUCGGGAGAAGCUCAGUAAUCGCAUCGACAAGAUGGACAGAGAAUGUUUGUCAUUAGCUGAACAAGCCAAGGAGGGCAUGAGGACACAUAUCAAAGGCUUCUCCCUCCCGGUCCAGUGGCAGGGGUUGUCAGGGAAACCACUGAGUCCUCGCCCAAUGUCACAGGACUUUGCAUACAGAGACAGUGGUUUAGGAGCCAGCGGGGCCCAGUCCAGUGUGUCCUCCAGUAGCUUAGGAGCCAGGCUGUCACAAAAAAUGGAUGACCUGAAUAUUAAAAGCUUUGAAGUUAAAGAGGAGGUGGAGAGGAAUCAAAAGUCCCUGGAGGAAUCUGACAGAAUUUUGGCUUAUGGAGUUCAAGAGACAGCGCCAUCAGACACAUACACCCCCACCGGAGGUGCCACUUGGAAUGCGGGCUCGUAUGGAUGACAAAAGAUUGAGUUCUGUAUCCAAACAGACGGAGUCAACGUAUUACUUUAAAACUUCAUGCUCGCUGUUGUAGGCUCAAUGUUGAAACCAUCACAACAGGAGGAACGGCGGUGAAAUCAAAUUCUAGCUGCCUCAUCAGAGAAUCAGCAUUUAGAAACAUGGAAGAAAUCAUAAUGUGGCACAUGAUCAGCUUACAAAAAUCAAAAGUAUUUCACUCAUGACACUUACUAGAGUGCACAAAAAAACUGUUAUUUGGAGUACAUUAUAAAGAUAUAAACAACUGUAAACAGAAUUUAUUAUUAAAAUCAGACUGACAAUGAUAGAGCUUUGAAUGAUUCAACUUAACACACUAAAUCGUUGAUGAUGAAAGAACUGUAAGUAAAUUAAGAUAUAUUAAUUUUAACACCAUGAGGAUAAUAUAAAGCUUGGGCAACAGACAGUGAGAGCAGAAAAUGUAUAUUUUUACAGUAGCUGAUAAAUGUAAAUCAUGGAUGUUGCCAUGAUGUUUUAUAUUCAAGCAUAGGAGAAAAAAAAUGACAUGGAAAAGAGGUCAUUUAACGCAAGAGUGUUUGAUAAAAACUAUAGUGACAAAGGAAGAACUCAGCAGUGUGAUCAGAUUGAGUGUAUGGUAAUAACCAUACCUGGUUCCUAGUUCAGUAGUACACUCAUUCAGAUGAUCAUACAUGAAGUUUGACAAGAUUGAUUUUCGUUCAAUUUUAAUAACAAUUCUAAGGUUGAAUUGAGUGACUUAGAUAAGCCGGGAAUGUUUUGAAUUAAUGUGAUACAGUUAAAAUUUAUAUUUUAGUGUU